AAAGGAAGAGACUAAAUGGCUGCACCGCUCUCGGGCUUCACCCCGCUCCUGCUCUCGUCUCUGGUACUCCACCUGCUUGUCCUCGGCCCUUUGUUUGCCCUCACCCCGGGGACGGGGAAUACAGGAGGGGCUUGCGACCGAUGGACCCAGGGCCUCUGCUACCGAGACGCCGGUAAAGUGAGCCCGAAGCAACAGCAGCAGCGGUGCGGGGAAGCAGGGGAGUCGCCGAGCGGCAGUUGGAAUCUACGCCCAAGCAGGUGGACCGUAGAGCGGAUACAGACUGAGGGAUGCUCUGGAGUGCUGCGCGCAGGAGGCACGCUGGGAGGAUAUCAACGGGAUGGGGCAAGGAAGGAGAGACUGAGAGGAGCCGGGACGGUUUGGAGGAGUGGAGACGGUCCUCCGGCACCAUCACCACCACCUCCUCCUCCUUCUCUCCACCCAGGUAUUCGGGGCAGGUCGAGCUCGGAUGGCGUCGGCUCCGGAGAGGGAGUGGAGAGGGGGAGGAUGAGGAGUAAGGGCGUUGUUUCCCCUCCCGCUUCACCUGCUUUCACCUCAUCGCCUGUUCAAAACGGCAAAAAACGGGCAGUACAAAGGACUAGAGCGUGCGUGCAACGGUGGCCGGCUUCGAGGCCACACCUCGCCAAACGUGGCGCCGCCAGAGUCUUUGUGCACGCCUCUGGCCUGUGCAGGGCACCCGGAAGUGGAGGGAGGAGAGGGGGAGAGGUGCAGGAGAGGGCUCGUGAGGUGAGGAGACCCUUCGCUACACGGUGCUCCCAGACGCCUGGGGAUCUCUACUUGUCAAGCCGCGACAAGCAAGCCUUCUCCGCGGCCAACAGCCCCCCACCUGGCUCCUUGCCAACCGGUUGCUCUUGUUGCAUUCGUCCGCCUUCUGGAUACAGUUCAGCACAUGCUGAGGCUUCAAACUACACCUUCAGAUUGAAUCCCCGUUUCACAAAGAAUUCCGACUGUAUCCAGAGAUCAAAAUUGGACCACGUUUGUCAUUUUUCAGCUUGUAAUUCCUCCCAGACCGGCUACAAAGCUAAAAUUCAGCCACGUCCAUGUUACAGGAACAGCAGCAACUACAAGGCUCGGGAUGCUGAUGGGGGCUCAGCCAGCAUGGACAGGAGGGCCGGUAAUUGUUCUCAUUUGGGCAGGCACAUUGUUAUUGAUCCCAGCAGCAACAGAGAGGGGGUGGAGGGGAAGGAAGCAUACAGGUGUAGUGCAGUGAUUAAGCCCGGUACCAAGGGGCACCUAGUUUGUUGUGGGCCCCCUCUCCAUGAAGCAAAAGACAGGUAUAACCAUGCCAGAAUUAUUGAUGAGGGGAGGGAGAGGGAUGAUAAGAGAGAGGGAAAGGAUGGAGGAGGGGUGAACCAAGGCAACAAACACAUUAAUAUAUCUAAUUAUCUGGAUAAUGAUUUGGCUUUUCCGAUUCUGACGCUCCGAUGUAGAGCUGAUAAUGAGCUUCAGCAGGGGAAAUCAGCACCAGAAACCAGAGGGCAGUGCAGUCAAACCCAGGGAGAGAGCAGGGAGGUUCCUGAUGGUUGCUUUGGUUGUUUGGACAGAACAGAAGUGGGGGAUGGAUAUUUAGUCGAGUUUGUGGUCCCCGAGGGAGGCAUAGCUCAGAGGAAUCUCCCCAUCCAAUUUACUCCCAAAAGCAUCACUGAGACGCAUGACCAACGUUUCCUAUCAAGCAAAAGCGCCAUUCCCAAUAUCGCAUUGAAAUAUCCUGGCCCGGUGCUAAAUACGCCCACUCAGACACAAACCGGCGAUUAUGCAGAUAGUGGAAAACUAUCCCAACCCCUUCGUCUGUCUGCUGAAAAAGUACAAGCAACUUCUGGGAAAGAGCCUGCUGGUGACUCAGGCUUUUUCUCACCUGCAAAGUUUCCCGUUAAAUCUCCCAGUCUUGUGUCAGCCCUGUCUCGCUCUGCAUCCGCAAUCAAACCACGUCUUCUCACUCAGCCUGAACACAACACAGCAAAGCACCUCUCUCUUUUCUCGGAAAUCAACCUGACCACAUGGCAGGAUGACUCUCCAUGUUCACUUGACUCCCAUUCUGAAGAGGAUAUGAUUUCAGCACAAUGGACAGCUUCCCCUGACUCUCAGCGCGUGCAUUUGUGGAGCAAAUUCAACACUAAUAGUAAUAACAACAAUGAAGAGAAAGGAACCAAGGAGAUAAAUGGAUAUAAUCAUGAAUCUGAAAUAGAAAAAAUGCUGUGGCAUGGUCAGACACAGCAGCAAGACCUGUGGGAGAGCGCACUGCGAGAGAUGGUCCAAGCAGGGUGCGCUGACAGCAUGUCCACUGACUGUUCAGGCACCAACCGCGGGGACUAUGCACAUAUGCAAUUAAAAUCCGGUAAGCAAGUGCCAUUAGAGCCCGAAGGUGUCAGACAGUCAGAUAGGCGGCAGAUGGGUGCUGAGGGAGAAAGGGAGAGGGAUGGAGAGAGGGAGGGAGAAGGCUUGGAGGGGUCUGCUGCUGUUGCUGCCACUGCUGGGGGAGGAAAAUUACAGGUGGGGGAGGGCGAAAGAGAGGCGCGGCUGAUAGGAGGGAGAGAACCAGGGGGAGAAGCGGAAGAGGAGGAGGAGUGGGAAAUGGAAACGGGAAUAACAAAGGCAAGCAAGGCAAAGGAGAGAGAGGCAGAGGGAGGGAAGGGUCAGGAGAGGGGCAGUAGCACCACCAGCAUCACACACCCAGAUAGCGAAAGAGGGAAGAAAGAAAGCCAGGCUCAUGAAAGCCAUGAGGGGGGAGAGGUGGAGGGGGAGCUGAAGAGGGAGGAAGAGGAGGAGGAGAGGCACAGCUCAAGGGGAGAGAGGAGCCUGGAACGACUGAUAAUAGUAGCAGAUGAUGAAACCCAACAGGGAAAAAUGGAGAGGAGGAUUUUGAUGCCGUGGCCUCGCACGCGACGUGCAGCCAACAGACAUCCCCAUUUCUCCCAGUAUAACUAUCAAGUACAAGUAGCUGAGAACCAGCCACCGGGGACCUCAGUCAUUGUCAUGUCUGCCUUAGACCCAGAUGCAGGAGAUGCAGGCAGAGUGAGCUACACAAUGGCCCCGCUGAUGAACAGUCGCUCAUCUGACUAUUUCCACAUCCACACAGACACAGGUCUCAUCACCACCACUCAGAUUCUUGACAGAGAACACAUGGAUCUGCAUUACUUCCGGGUCACAGCAACUGAUUAUGGCUCCCCUCGCCUCUCUGGCACCACAAUGGUGGCAAUUACUGUUUCAGACCGGAAUGAUCAUUCUCCUAUUUUUGAGCAGACAGAGUACAGGGAGACAAUCAGGGAAAAUGUAGAAGAAGGCUAUCCCAUCUUACAGCUUAGAGCAACAGAUUCAGACUCACCAUCCAAUGCCAAUAUUCGUUACCGGUUUGUCGGUGACAUGGCUGCAAUGGCACGAUCAGCCUUUGAGAUUGACCCACGCUCUGGCCUCAUUACAACCCGUGGGGCAGUGGACCGGGAAACGAAUGAGCAUUACACUCUCCAGGUGGAGGCCAGUGACCAGGGGAAGGAUCCAGGGCCACGCUCUGCCACCGUCAAAGUUUUCAUCACCGUGUUGGAUGAAAAUGACAACGUGCCACAGUUCAGUGAAAAGCGCUAUGUGGUGGCAGUGAGGGAGGAUGUACGGCCUCACUCUGAGAUCCUCCGUGUAAGUGCCACAGACCAGGACAAGGACAGUAACGCUGCAGUUCACUAUAAUAUCAUCAGCGGUAACAGCCGUGGGCAGUUUUCCAUUGACAGUGUCACUGGUGAGAUCCAGGUGGUGGCACCACUAGACUUUGAGGCCGAACGGGAGUAUACGCUCCGUGUUCGUGCACAGGACAAUGGCCGGCCACCCCUCUCCAACAACACUGGGAUUGUUAGUGUACAGGUGACAGAUGUCAAUGACAACCCACCCAUCUUUGUCUCCACACCAUUCCAGGCGUCUGUGCUUGAGAGCGCCCCAGUUGGUAGUUCUAUCCUCCACAUCCAGGCCAUUGAUACAGAUUCUGGAGAUAAUGCCCGUCUGGAGUACAGGUUAACUGGCACCAGCUCUGACACACCGUUCAUUAUCAAUUCUGCAACAGGCUGGGUCACUGUCAGCUCCAUUCUUGACCGAGAAUCUGUAGAGCACUAUUUCUUUGGCGUGGAGGCCAGGGAUUAUGGCAUGCCACCUCUUUCUGCUACGGCGAGUGUUACUAUUACUGUGAUGGAUGUUAAUGACAACCGCCCCGAGUUCCUCCAGAAGGAGUACUAUGCUCGCCUGAAUGAGGAUGCCGCGGUAGGUACCAGUGUAGUUACUGUCACGGCAGUGGACCGUGAUGUCAACAGUGCGGUGACCUACCAGAUAACAGGAGGAAACACCAGAAAUCGCUUUGCCAUCAGCACAGCAGGAGGGGCUGGACUUCUCUCCUUAGCCCUCCCACUGGACUACAAACAGGAGCGGCGUUAUGUUCUGACAGUCACUGCCUCUGACCGCACGCUCCAUGACACCUGUCAAGUGCACAUCAACAUCACAGAUGCUAAUACACAUCGGCCUGUAUUUCAGAGCGCCCACUACUCUGUUAGUGUGAAUGAAGACCGGCCUCCUGGAAGCACUGUGGUUGUGAUCAGUGCCACAGAUGAUGAUGUUGGUGAAAAUGCUCGAAUCACAUACUUCCUUGAGGACAAUAUCCCACAAUUCCGCAUUGACCCAGCCACAGGGGCUAUAACACUCCAGGCAGAGCUCGACUAUGAGGACCAGAUGACCUAUACUUUGGCUAUUACAGCUAAAGACAAUGGAAUACCACAGAAAUCAGACACUACAUACGUUGAGGUGAAUGUCAAUGAUGUGAACGACAAUGCACCUCAGUUCCUCAGCCCCAGAUAUCAGGGGACAGUGAGUGAAGAUGCCCCUCCCUUCACCAGUGUCCUGCAAAUCUCAGCCACUGACCGUGACGCACACGCCAAUGGCCGUGUUCAGUACACCUUCCAAAAUGGUGAGGAUGGGGAUGGAGAUUUCACCAUUGAACCUACAUCUGGCAUCGUCCGAACUGUUAGGCGUUUGGACCGUGAGAGUGUGCCAUUCUAUGAGCUCACCGCCUAUGCUGUAGAUCGUGGUGUGCCCUCUCAGCGAACCCCUGUCCACAUCCAGGUGACAGUUCUCGAUGUGAAUGACAAUGCCCCUGUUUUCCCUGCUGAUGACUUUGAAGUUCUAGUGAAGGAAAACAGUGCGGUGGGCUCUGUGGUGGCCCAGAUCACGGCCACCGACCCGGAUGAGGGCGCCAAUGCUCAGAUCAUGUACCAAAUUGUGGAGGGUAACAUUCCUGAAAUCUUCCAAAUGGACAUCUUUUCUGGGGAGCUCACUUCACUAAUUGAUCUUGACUAUGAGGCCCGCAAUGAGUAUGUUAUCGUAGUUCAGGCCACCUCAGCACCUCUAGUCAGCCGGGCCACUGUACGGAUCCGAUUGGUGGACCAGAAUGACAACCGGCCCACUCUGCAGGACUUCCAAAUCAUUUUCAACAACUUUGUGUCCAAUCGGUCCAACAGUUUCCCCAGUGGGGUAAUUGGGAGGGUACCUGCCCACGAUCCUGAUGUGUCAGACAGGCUGUACUACACCAUCGACAGGGGGAACGAGCUUCACCUGCUGCUCCUGAAUCACACCAGUGGAGAAAUCCGACUGAGCCGAAAACUGGAUAACAACAGGCCUCUGGUGGCUCCCAUGCUGAUCACCGUCACGGAUGGAGUCCACAGCAUUUCAGCCCAGUGCGUUCUCCGUGUUCUCAUCAUCACUGAAGACAUGCUGGGAAGCAGUGUCACCGUCCGCCUCCAGAACAUGUCCCAGGAGCACUUCUUGUCACCACUGCUAACUAACUUCCUGGAGGGCGUGUCGGCGGUGCUCUCGGUGCCCGUCGAGGAUGUUUUUGUCUUCAACAUCCAGCCGGACCUGGAUGCGGCGCCAGGAGGGAUCCUGAAUGUCAGCUUCUCUGCUGCAUUGCCUGGCGGACACUUCUUCCCUUCUGAAGCCCUGGAGGAACAGCUGUACCUGAACAGGCUGAGGCUGACGUCACUUACACAGAUGGAGGUUCUCCCAUUUGACGACAAUGUGUGUCUACGUGAGCCGUGCCAGAACUACAUGAAGUGCAUCUCUGUGCUGCGCUUCAACAGCUCCGCCCCCUUCAUCUCCUCGGCCUCCAUCUUGUUCCGGCCCAUCCAUCCCAUCGCCGGCCUACGCUGCCGCUGCCCAGUGGGCUUCACGGGUGAUUACUGUGAGACGGAGAUCAACCUGUGUUACUCCAACCCCUGCCUGAACGGAGGGGUGUGCGCCCGCAGAGAGGGAGGCUACACCUGUAUUUGCCGUGAAGACUACACUGGUGACCGAUGUGAAUUUGACCGGCGACAGGGAAGGUGUGUGCCAGGUGUGUGUCGCAAUGGAGGGACAUGUCGGGAGCUUUCAGGUGGGGGUUUCCGCUGCGAGUGCCCUGCAGGAGACUAUGAGCAUCCAUACUGUACCGUCACCUCCCGGUCCUUCCCACCCAAAUCCUUCGUCAUGUUCCGGGGCCUCAGACAAAGAUUUCACCUCUCUAUCUCAUUAACUUUUGCCACCCUGGAGAACAGUGGUUUGCUCUUCUAUAAUGGACGCUUCAAUGAGAAACAUGACUUCAUUGCCUUGGAGAUCCAAGAAGGACAAGUGGUGCUCAAAUAUUCCACAGGUGAAUCAUCCACCCAGGUGAGUCCCUUCCUGCCUGGCGGUGUGAGCGAUGGAAACUGGCAUACAGUUCACAUCCACUAUUACAACAAGCCAGCUACACGCUAUCCUAAGCGCAGUAUGAGUGGCGAGGCUCAGGGUCCGUCAGAUGAGAAGAUUGCUGUGGUGAGCAUUGAUGACUGUGAUACGGCCUUGUCACUUCGCUUCGGUACGCAGCUCGGAAAUUAUAGCUGUGCAGCACAGGGCAAACAGACCAGCAGCAAGAAGUCUCUGGACCUGACUGGUCCCUUGUUUCUGGGUGGAGUUCCCAAUGUACCAGACAACUUCCCGUUUGGCACCAGGGAGUUUAUCGGCUGUAUGAAGGAGCUGCACAUUGACAACAAACCACUGGACUUAGCUGGAUUUAUCGCUAACAAUGGAACCCUCCCCGGGUGCAGUGCCAAGCUACCCUUCUGUAAAUCCAACCCUUGUCAGAACGGAGGAACCUGCAGGGUGAGCUGGGAGACUUUCUCCUGUGACUGUCCCCUAGGGUACGGAGGGAAGGACUGCAGCCACGUGAUGCCACACCCACACCGCUUCCUCGGUAACAGUGCCCUCUGGUGGGACCUGAAGAACGACGUGACCAUCUCAACGCCAUGGUAUCUGGGCCUGGUGUUCAGAACCAGAGCACGAGAGGGGAUGCUGCUGCAGGCUCAGGCUGGCCAGUACACCAGCCUGCUGUUCCAGGUGAUAAAUGGUCAGCUGGUGUUCUCGGUUACCCGCGGUUCGACCAGACCAGUGCGUUUGCGGUUGGAUCAGGUUCAGGUGUCAGACGGACGGUGGCAUGACGUCCAGCUGGAGCUGCGAGAUGUUCGCAGCGGCCGUGAGACACGCUAUGUUGCCACGCUGCGUCUCGACUUUGGACUCUAUCAGGGAACAGUGAUAGUGGGAAAUGAGAUUCAUGGUUUGAAGGUGAAACAUCUGCAUGUGGGAGGAGUGCUGGGCUCUGGAGAGGUUCAGAACGGGAUUAGAGGAUGCAUACAGGGCGUUCGGUUGGGUGUACGGCCUGAUGCCCCUCCCCUGCCCCGCCCAUCAAGAGCUGUCAAAGUGGAGAGUGGCUGCAAUGUUGGCAACCCCUGCGUCUCGUCUCCGUGUCCUGGCCACAGCCGCUGUUCCGACCAAUGGGAGCGGCACACCUGUGUCUGUGAACCUGGUUACUAUGGUAAAGGCUGCACUGACGCCUGCCAUUUGAAUCCAUGUGAGAACCAGGCUCAGUGCCACAGGAAGCCCAGCUCUUCCCAUGGAUAUAUCUGUGACUGUGGAGACAACCACUAUGGGCAGUACUGCCAACACAGGAUUGAUCACCAGUGUCCCAGGGGUUGGUGGGGGUCUCCGACCUGUGGACCGUGUCACUGUGACACCAAUAAAGGCUUUGACCCCGACUGUAACAAGACCAGUGGUCACUGUCACUGCAAGGAGUUUCACUAUCGUCUGCGGGGCUCUGACACCUGCCUGCCAUGUGACUGCUAUCCGGUCGGCUCCUUCUCACGGUCAUGUGACCCAGAAACUGGCCAGUGUCAGUGCAGGCCCGGUGUGAUUGGUCGCCAGUGCAACAUGUGUGACAACCCCUUUGCUGAGGUCACAAAUUCAGGCUGUGAAGUCAUUUAUGACGGUUGUCCAAAGACCAUCACUCAGGGGAUCUGGUGGCCUCGGACGAAGUUCAACCUGCCUGCUGCAGUGCCCUGCCCCAAAGGCUCUGUCGGUGCAGCCAUCAGACACUGUGAUGCAGAGAGAGGAUGGCUGGAGCCGGACCUUUACAACUGCACCUCCCCUCCAUUUGUGGAGCUUAAUGCGGCUCUUGAUUCCCUGGAGCGUAAUGAGACAGAGCUGAACACCAUCAUAGAAAAGAAGCUCGCCCACCAGCUCCGUGAUGUCACUGAGGCAACAGCCCGACUCUACGGCAAUGACUUGCAGAUCGCCGAACGACUGCUAUCCCGCCUCCUAACCUUUGAGACCCAGCAGAGCGGCUUCGGACUCACCGCUACUCAGGACGCACACUUCAAUGAGAACAUUCUGCGAGGCUGCAGCGUGCUGUUGGAUCCCAGUACCUCUGGGCUUUGGCGGGCUCUUGCACAGAGUCAGAACCACAUCCCAGGUGGCGGUCCGGCUGAGCUGACAGAGCUGCUGGAGCAGUAUGCCCAGACUCUCGCCCAGAACAUGAAGCUAACCUAUCUCAACCCUGUAGCACUAGUUGCUCCCAACAUAGUCAUGAACCUGGACCGCGUGGAGAACCACACUCAUGUGCGGCGGCGUUUCCCACGUUAUCACACCACCCUGUUUCACAGUCAGGCUUUGUGGGAUCCCUAUACCCAUGUGACACUGCCCCCUGCUGCCCUGGUGCCACAACGACCACAACAGCACAACUGGAAGGAGAAAGAGCGGACAGAGAAAGAACCCUCAGCUACUCAGAACGCUGUUCCAGCCCCUGUUAGUGUUUCAGUGAAUCAGACCGGAGAAUACACUGCAGCCAGACGCACUGUUUUGCUGCCGGAGCCGCCAAUCACCAUCGUCAUCUUGUUGAUCUAUCGAAGUCUGGGCGCAGCCCUCCCUCCCAAGUACCACACAGACCGACGAGGAGUUAGGCUUCCCAGACACCCAGUAAUGAACUCCCCAGUGGUCACUAUCUCUGUCUACAACAAUCAGACGUUUGUGGGUGGACACUUGGACCAGCCCAUCCUGCUUGAGUUCAAGCUGCUGGAGACGGCCAAUCGCAGCAAGCCACUGUGUGUGCAGUGGAACCACAGCAGUCCGUAUGAGAUAGGAGGUUGUUGGACAGUGAGGGACUGUUCGGUGGUGUACAGGAACACCUCUCAUGUCCGCUGUCAGUGCCAGAGACUGGGCACCUUUGGUGUGCUGAUGGACAGUUCACAGAGAGAGCAGUUGGAGGGAGAUCUGGAGACAUUGGCGAUGGUCACAUACUCGUCUCUGUGUGUCUCCAUGCUGGCCCUCCUCCUCACUGUCCUAGUGCUCUCCUGCCUCCGAGGCCUCAAGUCAAACACCAGGAGCAUCCAUUCAAACACAGCGGCGGCAAUGUUUCUGUCGGAGCUGGUGUUUCUGCUUGGGGUCAAUCAGACUGAACAACAGUUUCUGUGUACAGUCGUCGCCAUCUUGCUGCAUUACUUUUUCAUGUCAACAUUUGCCUGGAUGUUCGUGGAGGGCCUUCAUAUCUACCGCAUGCAGACUGAGCAGCGCAACAUCAACUAUGGAGCCAUGAGGUUUUACUACGCCAUUGGCUGGGGCGUGCCCGCCAUUAUCACAGGCCUGGCAGUAGGCUUGGACCCAGAGGGUUAUGGGAACCCAGACUUUUGUUGGAUCUCCAUCUAUGACAAACUCAUCUGGAGCUUCGCUGGACCUAUCGCCAUUGUCAUACUGAUGAAUGGAGGAAUUUUCAUGAUUAUAGCCAAGAUGUCCUGCAACCCAUCGCAGAAGGAGACCAAGAAACUCCCUGUCAUUGCUACUAUCCGCAAUGCCUUCCUGCUCUUGCUGGUUGCCACCUCCACCUGGCUGUGUGGUCUCAUGGCGGUGAACAACAGCAUCCUAGCUUUCUACUACAUAUUUGAUAUCCUCUGCCUAGUGCAGGGUCUGUCGGUCAUGCUGGUCUUCACUGUGUUCAAUUCAGAGGUUCAGGAGGCCUGGAGGGUCGCCUGUUUGGGUAAGAAGAGCCCUGGAGAGGACCCACCAAGACCACCACAGAACACAGCUCAGAACCCAUAUCACAAUGCAUCUCUGUUGGAGCAGAGCGGGCUGCACCGUAUCACCCUGGGAACCUCCACAAUCUCCUCUGUCAGCUCCGCCAGAGAAAAUCUUUUGGCUCGUCAGACUCUGGAACAAAACAUCGUCCACACUGGAGCGACAGACUUGGAUGUAGCCAUGUUCCACAGAGACGGAGGUGAGGACUCGGACUCAGACUCAGACCUUUCCAUGGAAGAGGAGCGCAGUCUAUCCAUCCCUUCCUCUGAGAGCGAGGACAACGUCCGACUCCGUGGACGUAUCCAACGGCGAUUCAAACGUUCUAAUCACAGUGAGCGUCUGCUAACCGAGCCCACCCACAACGGCACCAAAGAUCUCGAUGGCAAUGAUCUUCUGUCCUACUGGCCAGCUUUGGAGGAGUGUGAGACGCACACCCUGCAAAAGUGGGGCUCAGAGCGCCCCCUGGGGGCAGAUUACAGCAAGGACGCUGCCAACAACAACCAGGCUGAAGCAGCGCUGACCAGUGGGGACGAGAACAGCCUCACCCAGCCACACAGGCACCGCAAGGGUAUCCUGAAGAAUCGUCUCGGCUGUCCUCAACCACUCCAGGGUUUCUCCACCAUGGGCCGAGUCCCCAGUGAGCUCAACUGGUACAGAACCUCUACUCUGGGCCACCGAGGCGUUCCUGCUGCCUCCUAUGGUCGCAUGUACUCUGCCACUGCUGGUGCCGGUGGAGGUACCGGCUCUCUCUCCCAGCCAGCUUCCCGCUACUCCUCCAGGGAGCACCUGGACUCGCUUGCCCGGAGGCAGCUGUCCAGGGAUCCACUAGGCAGGCAGACGGUUGGGGGAUCGAGGGACCGGCUGGACUCCCGGGGUUCCAGGGACAACCUGGACCUCUUACCAAGGAGGAGAGAGCUGGGACUAGGGCAGGGAGCAGGGCUAGGCGGCCUGGGGCUCGACCAUCAGCGAGUCUCAUCAUCCAGGGAGAACUUGACAGGGUCCAGGGACAGAUUGGACAACCACCACUUGGGCAGCAUCCACGCCUCGAGGGAGGACUUGAGUGGAAACGGGGGAGCUGUCGGAAUGGGAAUGGAGGGAUACCUAAGCGGGUCGAGGUCGCAGCUUAACACGCUGACUCGACGGCAGGCCUCAUCCCGGGAGCACCUAGCGGGGGCAGUGAUGAGCAGUAGGUCGAGGGAGCAGCUGGACACCAACGGAGUGGGAGCCCAGGCUCAGCCGUGUCGGGAGUGGCUUCGCACCCUGCCACCCCGUCAGCCCUCGCACCCCGACCAGCCUCCCUCCUCCUCUCCUCCUCCCCCAAUCUCUGAGGAGCCCCAGCAAGAGCAGCUCCCUGCUGCAGCUCAAGUCAGAGGACGACUGGACUCCGCCCCUCCAUGUAGGUACCCAGGUCAGACUGUCCCCCAGGUCGCAGGUUCCAUUAUAAACCCUCUGGGUCGACAGCCAUCCAGUGAACACCUGGAUAUUCUGUCCUCCAUCCUGGCAUCCUUCAGUUCCACCGUCCUCACUCCUCCCCCUGCUGCCUCUAACCCUGGGCCUAAUGGCUCCGCCCAUGGACCCUCCCCUUCCCCGACCCAGUCUGCCACCUCCCACAGCAUAUCUGAAGUGUCCCCUGACUCUGAAGCCAACAGAAGUGAAGGACAUUCUUGAUGACAGCCUCCAUAUCCCUUCAUGCAUUGCGACAGUGCUUGGCGCACCAGGGACAAGUUCAAAGGUCAUGGAUGGUCCUGAACCACUGGGGUACCCUGAGACAUCGGCGGACUCGAAACAAACUUAGGGCAGAGGAGACACAGAUACGGAAAGGAAGAUGGAGAGAGUGUCCGCUGGGGAAAUAAAGACGAUGUAUUAGGCAGGUUGUACUUUAUAAAUUACGUUUUUCGAGUCCCACUGCCUACAGUAAUCUAAAGUGUUUCUUUGGACAAUGAAUCAACCACCUCUACUACCUAAAAACUGUUAUAGACAAACACAGACUCCUCAGAUUUCCAACAAAAAUGUCAACCUAAUCCAAACAAGAUCCAUCUAAAAGAAGGAAAAAAAAAAGAAAAGACUGUAAAUAACGUUUUUUUAUACAUUUUGUAUCUUUUUCAUUGGAGAUGAAGAAGAAAUCUCCCAUGAUGUUUUCUUUCUUUUUUUUUUUAAUGAUUGUGUCAGUGUGAGGUUGUGAGUGAGGUUGGUACGAGUGCAGUCUUGUUUGUUGCUGAGGGAGAGAUUUCCCCUACGAAGAAAAAAACCGUCCCAAAAUUUCUCCCCAAAAACAGUUUUCCUCAGAAACUUUUCCUCAAACCUUUCAACUUUGUGUAUAGCAUCAGGGGCCCGGCAAUAGUAUCUGAUGAGAUUAUCAAAACCGUGAGAUGUGGUUGAGCGGAAAAUAUCAAAGUAGCGAGAAGUGAUUGUAAAUAGGGGAAGGGUUUAUAAUAAGAGAAGAGAUUUGAUGGAAUGAGACGAUUGUGCAGAAAAAGACGGCUAAUGUUAAGCUAAAACACCACAUGAAGGUUCAGAGUUGAUAGUUCAACUACUAAAGAUCAGUCACAAGUGUCAAAGUAUCAGCUCUUUCAGGAGAUUGUGCUGUUUUGUGAUCCACUGUAUAUGAAUGUGACCAUGUCAUCUGUCUGUGUAUCUUUGUGCCUGGUGCUGUCUGAACCAGACCAUAUCAGUCGACCGAUAUUACAAGACCAUAUCUUUAGUGUUCUGGGGACCUGGCGCGUGAAGGUAGAUAUGUCUGCCUCUCUGCAUGAGGCUGUAUCAUGUAACAACCAUUUAAAGCCCCUCAAGGUAUUUUGCACUUUGAUGCAUCACUACUCAACCUGCCUCAAGAGACACCACAGGAGCAGACGAUUCUCUCCGACAGCAUCCAGGAGACUCCUUUAUAGAAGCUUCUCAUGCAGAAGUUCUGUGCAAAUCAAAGCCAAAGGGACAACUGCUUAAAAUCAGUACAAAACAUCAAUGUUCUCCAGUUUUCUGUAAUGAAAUUGACUUGCAGGGUGUGAACGCUGUAGAUGUAUUUCAGUUUUGUUUUAAUCUUUUUUUCUAAGUAAUUGUGCCAUGAAAACAUGACUAAAGUGAAAGCAGAUCAGAGGGAAGACAGAUAUUUGUUUGGUGACCUGAAAGCAAACUUGCAGUACAUAUCUAACAUGGUAUCUACCAGAAUAUAUUAGCUCAUGUCUGUAGCACAUGUAUCCCAUGCUAGAAUUUUUUACUUGCUUGGCUGAACACAGUUGCUGGGAAAUUACUUCAGAAAUAUGAGAAAUUUCACAGAAAAGAGGCACUAGCUCUAAAUCUGUAGAGUCCUGACUUUGCGUACUUGAACUAAAACAUCCACCGUGAGCUGUCAUCAAUGAAGAGGUUCACACCAGAACACAUUAAUACAGAUUUGCUCUCAUUGUUUAGACUGCUGUACAAAGAUGAGGUCUCAAGAUCCAGCUUAGCUUCUGGAACACUGCACCAGCUUGCAGAGGAGAUGAAAUGAAAGUUGUGUCAAUGCUAAAAGCCUCUAAGUGGUUUUGAGGUUCAAGUCUUUCCUUCGGCAGCUGUUACUUUCUCACAGCUGUUGGAGCAAACGCUGAGUUCAGGCCUUAAGGUAACAACACAAAGGCAUUUCUUGAGCAAAAGAGGCAGGCAGGCAGUCUUCACCAGCCUUGAGAGGGAUUAAGGGAUUUUGGAUAACAUGAAUGUUUUUGUAAUGACCGAAAUGCAGUGGGUUAUAAAAGCUGGAGGCAAAAUGAGGUUUCUGCUUUACCAGAAUGUGUUGUCUGUGUGUCCCGUGUGCAGAAAGCAUUGUGACAGUCAGAAAAUACUUGUAAUAACAAUAGAACAGCAAGAGAAGAAGUGAAUAUUAAAACAACGGGAUAAAAUAAGACUACAAUGAGCAUAAGAAUAAACCAUGCGGUACAAAACCAGACGAGAUCCGAGGGAGAAAAAAUUAGGUCAGAAACCAUGACUUUGUGCAAAAUUUAACCGCAGGGAGGAAGGCGUGGACAUUACUCAUCGCAGAGAGAAAUAAAAAAAAAAAUUAGACAGAGAAAUGGAUGGAAAUAAACACACAUGUCAAGCGCAUAUCUCCCCGCUCAGACCGCUGUUCUGUCAUUCCCAUGUCUGUUGGAGGUGACAAGUAGGCCCACUUGUGACAAUAUUAUAGGAAAAAAGUGCUCCUGCAGGGGAACACUGACGACUAGUCUUUCAAAGGAGUAGUACACCUAAAAAAAAAUCCAAUAUUUAUUCCCAUACUCUUUCAUUUCCAGUUAAUUUUUCACAGACCCAUUUUUCUUCAACUGACAAUACCUUUAACUUGUACAGACAUGAGAUUUAUUUUAUCUACUGAUAAUUAAUUGGCAUUUUAUUCAUUAUUUAUGUUGUCAUUUUGUAGGAGAGGCUGUUUCAAAAGUAUUUGUGAAUUUUUUUUUUUUGUUCAAAUGUUCGUUUUGUUUACAUGUAAUGUUUUUUAGGAUCUUGAGUCUCUCACCUCAACAAAUUCACAGAGUGCGGACAAUAAAAGAGGGGAAUGUGAAGAUAAGAAUGUUUCUAUUUACAACCUAGAAUUACAAUCCAAUGUGGAUAAAAGAUCCUUAACAGGACACUGAGCUCUUAAACUUUCAAACAUUGGCUUUAACAUAGGCAAAUUAAAAGGUUAAUUAAGUUUGUUGUCCUUAUCCAACCACAGGUGUACAAGUCUGGAAUAAUCUUCAUUUGGUAAAUCGAUCCUCUCCAGACAGAAUGUCUAGAUAUGUUAACAUAUCUAGACAAAAAGUCGAACACUGGGUGUAAAUAGUGCAGUUAUAUCCCAAAUGAAAACUUUUUUUCUCCCUGUCCACUUUUAUAAAUCCAAGGCUGAAGCUUCACAAGCACAAAAUCAGAUUAUUGACUGGUAUUCAAACUGCUUUUACAGACGACAGACAGCUGUCAGUAACAGUGAAAUGACAGAAAACUCCAGCCUCAGGUUAAUCUGGUUUGGACCAAUAGGAGCCACAGAAGUGAGGGGAGACAAAACGACUGAGUUGAGACUAAAACGUAGUGAUGUGGUCUGAAAAAGAGACAAGGGGGAAGUGACAGAAGGAAAGACACAGUGUGACAGUGAGACAGGGAGAGGAGGAGGGAUGGGAGAUUGUCUUUGUUAGCUUGUGUGUUCAUUAUGGGAUGCCUUCCAUCCCGCCGUUGGCAAGGGGAUGGCAGCAUGGAAACAGCUGUUCCCCUGUUACCGCGGAAACAAGAGAAAUGUUGGACAUUAAAAAAAUGACUUAUUCUACAAGCCUGCGUGUGUUCAUGUAUGUUCUUUAUGUGUGCACGUGUAGAUGUCUUUCUAUGGCUUUGUGUUUGUGUGUAUAUGC
Messenger RNA from Xiphias gladius (swordfish), 15731 nucleotides. It is a transcript of the gene celsr3, whose product is annotated as cadherin, EGF LAG seven-pass G-type receptor 3. Gene Ontology annotation, molecular function: G protein-coupled receptor activity; calcium ion binding. Gene Ontology annotation, cellular component: plasma membrane. Lineage: Eukaryota; Metazoa; Chordata; Actinopteri; Istiophoriformes; Xiphiidae. The coding region runs from base 16 to 12060 and encodes 4014 amino acids. Gene Ontology annotation, biological process: homophilic cell-cell adhesion; cell surface receptor signaling pathway; G protein-coupled receptor signaling pathway. The record is from RefSeq and is a predicted model, not a curated record. The transcript is spliced from 38 exons.